AUGAGCAACGCAGGCCUCACUGAGGUUUGGUUUAAGAGAGGAAGUGCAGAGCGGACCGUGCAGAAGUCGACCAUUUACCAGCCUGCAGCAGGAGAGGAUGAAGCUCACCGUGUGAUUCUCACAAGAGCAUCACCUGAUGCCAAAGACGAAGUCUUCCAUCUCCAGAUGAGUCCCAGCAGAUCUCAGUUCUUCCUGUAUGAGCGUUUCUCUCUGAGCUGCGAUGCCUUAUCCCGAGGAGGUCUGCUGAAGAGAAAUACGACCAGGAAAGGAGUGGAGACCUGCCCGAAUGGUUGGGGAGCUCUGAAGGGUUCGACCUGCACCAUCCAAACCAUGUACCUCUUUGAUGGUGGACUCUACUGGUGUGAGACAGAGUCAGGAGAGCAGAGCCACGCUUUAACCAUCAGUGUCACGGAUGGCGCUGUGAUCCUGGAGAGUCCUGCUCUUCCUGUGAAGGAGGGAGACAGUGUGACUCUAUGCUGCACAAACAGAGAGACUUCCUCCAUCGUCCAGAAUGAUUUCUACAAAGAUGGCCGCCUCAUCAAUAGCAGCAUGACUGGAAAUAUGACCAUCCACAGUGUUUCCAGAUCUGAUGAAGGACUCUACAAGUGCAUCUCUGGGGCUGGAGUGUCAGCAGACAGCUGGUUGUCUGUUAGAGUUCCAGACCCAGCAGGUCCUGAUGCCCCUCCAGUUCCUGUAUUUACCAUCCUCAGAGUUAUUUGUCACGUAGUUGCUGGGACUCCAUACCUGCUGUCCACCAUCAUACUGGCCCUCAUUUACAGGGACAGGAGGAGAGAGAAUCAAAGCAAUCGUGUCAUCAUGGAGAUGGAAUAG
Molecule: messenger RNA, 831 nt
Organism: Cheilinus undulatus (humphead wrasse)
Lineage: Eukaryota; Metazoa; Chordata; Actinopteri; Labriformes; Labridae
Product: low affinity immunoglobulin gamma Fc region receptor II-a-like
Exons: 6
Coding region: 1-831 (276 amino acids)
Biological process (GO): cell surface receptor signaling pathway
Molecular function (GO): transmembrane signaling receptor activity
Source: RefSeq, a predicted model, not a curated record